Messenger RNA from Arabidopsis thaliana (thale cress), 347 nucleotides. RefSeq lists its product as uncharacterized. Lineage: Eukaryota; Viridiplantae; Streptophyta; Magnoliopsida; Brassicales; Brassicaceae. The record is from RefSeq and is marked reviewed. The transcript is spliced from 2 exons. The coding region runs from base 123 to 347 and encodes 74 amino acids.
UGAGAUUAUUUAAUAUAGUUACAUGUAGUAUAUAGUGUCCCCUUAUGACGAUUUCAUUUCUCAAUGAAACAAUCAUAAGAUAAGCAAUACCAUAUUAAUUUUGUUUAUAAUUAAUAAGGAAGAUGAUGAAGAUCAGGAUCAGGUUUAUCAACACCGUCAACGUUCCUAAGCCAAAACGUCAUGUCGAAGGAGGCAGCACCAUUAGGGACAUCUUCCAUCACCGACUCUUGUCCCGGCGGAAAGAAUAUUCCGGUGCGUGGGUGUGGGACCCAGCUCUCCUCUUCGCCGCUAAAUUUGAGAUUAUGGUCGGAAAUAUCUUCAAAGUAGUCGACGAUCAUCGGAUUUGA